Molecule: messenger RNA, 4583 nt
Organism: Talaromyces stipitatus ATCC 10500
Lineage: Eukaryota; Fungi; Ascomycota; Eurotiomycetes; Eurotiales; Trichocomaceae
Product: two-component osmosensing histidine kinase (Bos1), putative
Exons: 3
Coding region: 1-3933 (1310 amino acids)
Biological process (GO): phosphorelay signal transduction system; phosphorylation; cellular hyperosmotic response
Cellular component (GO): membrane
Molecular function (GO): phosphorelay sensor kinase activity
Source: RefSeq, a predicted model, not a curated record
AUGGCGAGUGACGAAGAUCCAUUCUACGCCGCUGCGGCUAUUCUGAAAACCCUGGCCGUUGAACCUCCACCGAGUGAUGAUGAUACAGAUAUUCCUAAGAAGGCAACAAACGGCUUUGCCAAGAAGCGCAUCCAACUCCCUGGGGAGAGUACGCCAGGGAAACUGGCAUUCACCGUCGAAUUAGAGCUAUUAAUGCGUCGAGUGCAUGAUCUAGAGACAGAACUACAGUACAAGAGACCCCGCAGAUCGCGAAGACUCAAGCGCAAAUACGAUGAUGAUGAUGAUGACGAUGAUGAUGAUGAUACCGCUGAUGAAGACGAUGACGACGACGACGAGGAGUCCGAGGAAAGCGACGAUGAUCAUGCCGCCAAUGGAGCUGUUGUCAGUCGCCGUCGAGCACUGCGCGGUGGAGCGGAAACCCUUCGUUCACUUCAAAAUCAUGUCGAAAAACAAGCCCAUGAAAUCAGCAUACAAAAGGACAUUAUUGCCCGGGUCCGAGAAGAACUUGAUAUGCAAGAAGAACGUACGCGGCGGACACUAGUAAAAGUCGAGCAUGAGGAUGUCGGGGUUUUACAACGUGAAUUGCGGAAACAUCAACAAGCCAAUGAGGCGUUCCAGAAGGCAUUACGAGAAAUUGGUGGUAUCAUUACACAGGUCGCGAAUGGUGAUCUCUCCAUGAAGGUUCAGAUCCAUCCGCUGGAGAUGGACCCAGAAAUUGCAACUUUCAAACGUACAAUCAACACUAUGAUGGAUCAAUUGCAAGUGUUUGGUAGUGAAGUGUCAAGGGUCGCCCGUGAAGUCGGAACAGAGGGAAUACUUGGUGGACAAGCUCAGAUCACCGGCGUGCAUGGUAUCUGGAAGGAAUUGACAGAAAACGUCAACAUCAUGGCUAAAAAUCUCACCGAUCAAGUGCGCGAAAUCGCAACCGUCACCACUGCUGUCGCACACGGUGAUCUUAGUCAGAAGAUUGAAAGUCGUGCCCAUGGUGAAAUAUUUGAACUCCAACAGACCAUCAAUACCAUGGUGGACCAACUUCGUACUUUUGCUACGGAAGUCACUCGCGUCGCCCGUGAUGUCGGUACUGAGGGUGUCUUAGGUGGACAGGCUCAAAUCGAAGGCGUCCAAGGCAUGUGGAAUGAAUUGACGGUUAAUGUGAACGCCAUGGCCAACAAUUUGACAACGCAAGUGCGUGAUAUUGCCAACGUCACAAAAGCAGUCGCCAAGGGUGACUUGACACAAAAAGUGCAGGCCAACUGUAAAGGAGAAAUCGCUGAGCUCAAGAAUAUUAUCAAUUCCAUGGUGGACCAGCUUCGGCAGUUCGCCCAAGAAGUCACGAAGAUCGCCAAGGAAGUCGGUACAGACGGUGUUCUUGGUGGUCAAGCAACUGUUCAUGAUGUCGAAGGCACUUGGAAAGACCUCACCGAAAACGUCAACCGAAUGGCCAACAACCUCACUACUCAUGUGCGUGAGAUUGCCGAGGUCACUACUGCUGUCGCCAAGGGUGACUUGACCAGGAAAGUGACAGCCAAUGUGCAGGGUGAGAUUUUGGAUUUGAAGAAUACCAUCAAUGACAUGGUGGAUCGUUUGAAUAAGUUCGCAUUCGAAGUCAGCAAGGUCGCCAGGGAAGUCGGUACAGAUGGAACUCUUGGCGGUCAAGCCAAAGUUGACAACGUGGAGGGUAAAUGGAAAGAUCUUACCGACAAUGUCAACACCAUGGCCCAAAAUCUUACUUCGCAGGUGCGAAGUAUCUCUGACGUGACGCAGGCCAUUGCCAAGGGUGACCUCAGCAAGAAGAUUGAAGUUCACGCACAAGGAGAAAUCCUCACAUUGAAGGUGACGAUCAAUAACAUGGUUGACCGUUUGGCGAAAUUCGCUACUGAGUUGAAGAGAGUCGCACGCGACGUCGGUGUCGAUGGGAAAAUGGGUGGUCAAGCCAAUGUGGAAGGCAUCGCUGGUCGAUGGAAGGAGAUCACGGAGGACGUCAAUACCAUGGCCGAAAAUCUUACAUCGCAAGUCCGAGCUUUUGGUGAGAUUACUGAUGCUGCCACUGAUGGCGACUUUACCAAGUUGAUCACUGUCAAUGCAUCUGGUGAAAUGGACGAGUUGAAGCGCAAGAUCAACAAGAUGGUUUCCAACUUGCGUGACAGUAUUCAGCGUAACACUGCCGCCAGGGAGGCUGCAGAACAGGCCAAUCGCACCAAGUCAGAGUUUUUGGCCAAUAUGUCUCAUGAAAUUCGAACACCCAUGAACGGUAUCAUUGGUAUGACUCAGCUCACGCUGGAUACCGACGACCUGAAACCAUAUCCUCGUGAGAUGUUGAAUGUGGUCCACAACUUGGCCAACAGUCUGCUGACAAUCAUUGACGAUAUCCUCGAUAUUUCAAAGAUUGAAGCCAACAGAAUGGUUAUUGAAAGCAUUCCGUUUACUGUCAGGGGAACCGUAUUCAACGCACUCAAGACGUUGGCGGUCAAGGCCAAUGAAAAGUUCCUCAACCUCGCAUAUCAAGUGGAUAGCUCUGUACCUGACUACGUUAUCGGUGACCCAUUCCGUUUGCGCCAGAUUAUUCUCAACUUGGUUGGAAACGCCAUCAAGUUCACAGAACAUGGUGAAGUCAAGCUGACCAUCAGCAAAUCUGAGAGGGAGCAAUGUGCUAGAGACGAGUAUGCUUUUGAGUUCUCGGUAUCCGAUACAGGUAUUGGUAUCGAGGAAGACAAACUCGAUCUCAUCUUCGACACCUUCCAACAAGCCGAUGGAUCAACAACACGUCGGUUCGGUGGUACUGGUCUUGGUUUGUCUAUUUCCAAACGUCUUGUUAACCUCAUGGGUGGUGAUGUCUGGGUCACGUCAGAAUACGGACACGGCAGCACAUUCCAUUUCACUUGCGUGGUCAAGCUUGCAGAUCAAUCGUUGAAUGUCAUUAGCUCGCAGCUCAUUCCUUACAAGAACCAUCGUGUUCUUUUCAUCGACAAGGGACACACUGGUGGACAUGCGGAACAGAUUACACUGAUGCUGCAACAACUUGAUCUUGAGCCUCUCGUCGUCAAGGAUGAGGACGAAGUACCUCCACCAGAAAUACAUGAUCCUUCCGGAAAGGAGUCUGGCCAUGCUUACGAUGUCAUUAUCGUGGAUACUGUUGACACAGCUCGGACAUUGCGAACGUACGACGAGUUCAAAUACAUACCAAUUGUCUUAUUAUGCCCAGUGGUGUCUGUGAGCUUGAAGUCUGCUUUGGAUCUUGGUAUCACAUCGUAUAUGACGACUCCUUGUCAACCAAUUGAUUUGGGUAAUGGAAUGCUACCUGCGUUGGAAGGUCGCUCGACACCCAUCACAACAGACCACUCCCGAUCACUCGAUAUUCUACUUGCAGAGGACAACGAGGUCAAUCAAAAGCUGGCCGUGAAGAUUCUCGAGAAAUGCAACCAUGGAGUCACCGUGGUGGGCAAUGGUCAGGAGGCAUUGGAUGCCGUCAAGAACCGGCGAUACGAUAUUAUCCUUAUGGACGUUCAGAUGCCUGUCAUGGGAGGAUUCGAAGCAACAGAUAAGAUCCGUGAAUACGAACGUGAAAACAACCUUUCUCGCACUCCCAUCAUCGCUCUUACAGCGCACGCUAUGUUGGGUGACCGAGAGAAGUGUAUCCAGGCUCAGAUGGACGAAUACUUGUCCAAGCCUCUGAAACAGAACCAAAUGAUUCAAACCAUCCUCAAGUGCGCGACACUUGGAGGAAACUUUAUGGAAAAGAACAAGGAAUCUCGACUCGCAGGACCUAAUGAAGGACAUCUUGCACCUGUCACUCAUCAACAACGUCCUGGAAUGGAAGGUCGAGCAAUCACAUCAGGGCAGAUCAGUACUGAGACUGACAGCCCAGGCACUGAGGAGGGAGGAGAAGUUGAAGUCGACCGACAGAAACUAUUGUUACGGUCCCAUAGCAGCUGAUUUCUCUAUUUUCAUGAUUUCCCUUCAUUGACAGCGACUUGAUUUCACUUUCUUAUUCAGGGCAAGACCCCCCUUUGUCUUCUUAUCUCGGUUCUACCUUCUCACUUCAACCUCCAUCUUGCAUAUCUCUAUUUGUGAUAUCGAUCGUUGUCCCAUGUUUUUUUUUUUUUUUUUUUUCAAAUGCUUCGGUGACAAAUGAGGACCCUAAACUCAUUCCAGAAUCCGUCUAAGCAAUUCCCACGACAGAUGUUUUCUUUACCUAACUAUUCCAUUUCAAUUCUUGUUCCCAAUUUUUAAGUUAGGUCAAAAAAGGUUAUUAUGUAUAACCUUUUCUUUUGGGCGUUAGCGGGUACGAUGGUUGCAUUCCAACUGUUUUUUCCUUUUUUGUUUCUAUCUAUCAUACCCCAAGGUCAAAUCUUUAAUACCUUGAGCGUGAAUUCAGUUUCAGUUUAGGAAUUAUAUUUCUUUUACGGUUAUUGGAUUUUUUGAUCGUGUUUUCCAAAUCUUGGUUGUGGUGUUGAGUAGGAAGGGAUGAUGGAAUUUCAAUCAUCCUGUCAGAGGCGCUUGAGACAACAGAGAUGUAUUCUCUGUUGUUUAUGAAGUAAUGAAAUAUUUAGAAUUUUGAAUUCAAUUUCGUGCAGAUCUAAGAC